Drosophila virilis is the source of this 1035-nucleotide messenger RNA. RefSeq names its product PI-actitoxin-Aeq3a. The record is from RefSeq and is a predicted model, not a curated record. NCBI's taxonomy places the organism in Eukaryota, Metazoa, Arthropoda, Insecta, Diptera, Drosophilidae. Gene Ontology annotation, molecular function: serine-type endopeptidase inhibitor activity.
CCUUGUGAAAAUCGGAUGAGUUUUGUCUGAGUUAAGGGGGUGGAAUAUAGUGACCUAUGUCUAUAUAGGAUAUUUAAGGGUACCAUUUUCCCAUAAAUUUUGGAUCAGGAAUAAUGUUGCCAGAUUUAACUUUCAACUUUAUGUAAGAAAAUGUUUUGUUGAUGCACAUUCACUCAAUUGGUUAUUGGUAGAGCUUCUGGGGCACGUAAACCUCUCUGGGCUAAGCCCAACCAAAGUGUAUGCUUCCUGCAUUGGAGCACUCGAGACGCUUAGUGAAUUGGCUAAAACUCACGUUUUAACUCAAUGAGAAUUAAAUGCAAUUCUUAAAAACUAAGUGAAGCUGAAAAAAAAUGAAAGACAAAUAGAAUUCAAAACAAAACUUGGCUACGUGCGCAACGAGACUUAAGCAAAAAUCCAAAAGCGGAGAAAGCUGAGAAAAAUCAGUCAAGAGUUUCAGCACUCUACGGAGAACAUUCUGCGGCGAUAGUUUGGUUCGUACAGUCGGAGCAGAGAAACCAAACACAGAAAACUUAAUAAAAAUAAAUAAACCUUUGAAAAAUUCUUUUUGAGAAGUGAAUUUCGCUGUGCCAGCAGAAAGAACGGAAAUUGUGUUGAAAUAUAUAUAUUUUUUUUAAUGAACUAAGCUCAAAAUCGUAACGAAAACUACUCAGAAUGAUGAUGAUAAGUUGGAGUGUGCUUCUGCUGCUCCUAUUGCUGAAUAUAACACUAAACUUAGGCCUGCAUCUGGAGAAUCAGACGCGGGAGCACGUCAAGCAGCUGAUCGCCUGCAAACAGCCCAAGGCGCCGGGCCUGUGCCGUGGCAAACAGCUGCGCUAUGCCUACAACAAGGAGACGGGCAACUGUGAGAGCUUCUAUUAUACGGGCUGCGCCUCCACGGAUAACAAUUUCCUGACCUACGAGGAGUGCCGACGCGACUGCAUGCAGCGGGGACGUUACUAGAGUAUAGACCUUAGUUAAUUUCUAUGUUUGUUUAUAUUAACAAAAAUCAGUUUAACAAGUUAAUUUAAACAAGAA